This is a messenger RNA of Acaulospora colombiana, 1272 nucleotides long. Lineage: Eukaryota; Fungi; Glomeromycota; Glomeromycetes; Diversisporales; Acaulosporaceae. The record is from the annotation of a GenBank genome assembly.
AUGCAUUCCUUGGCUCAUCACAGCAACCAACAGUUACAAUAUAUUCAAUUGCAACAGCAGGUUUCGGCCUUGGCAACCCCGAACCCGUUGAAUGUGGGCGGUGCAACAAAUCUCCACGGAAUUCCCAUGGGCGGUGACCCUUGGGGAACCGGCGCAGGCGCACCAAUGAACUUGCCAAUACAGCGCCAACAAAAUUUGGAUCAACUGGAAGAAGAAAAAAUCUAUUCCUUGAUAACCGGGUUAACAAAUCCGGCAAGCCGCGAGGCAGCCUUGGCGGAACUUAGUAAGAAGCGAGAACAGUAUGAUAACUUGGCCUUGAUAUUAUGGCAUUCUUUUGGUGUAAUGGCGGCACUAUUGCAGGAAAUAGUUUCUGUGUAUCCCCUUCUUUCCCCACCAGCACUUACGACCCAAAUAUCGAACCGGGUUUGCAAUGCUUUGGCCCUAUUUCAGUGUGUCGCUAGUCACAAUGAAACCCGAGGAUUAUUCCUUAGUGCCCAUAUUCCAUUGUUCCUGUAUCCAUUUCUCAACACAACAAGCAAGGCAAGGCCGUUCGAAUAUCUCAGGUUAACCAGCCUGGGUGUCAUCGGUGCUCUCGUUAAGAAUGACAAUCCCGAUGUGAUUUCUUUUCUUCUGUCCACCGAAAUCAUACCACUUUGUCUACGUAUCAUGGAAACUGGUAACGAACUUUCUAAAACGGUGGCCAUUUUUAUAGUGCAAAAAAUUUUGUUGGACGAGAUGGGUUUGGCAUAUAUCUGCGCGACGUACGAGCGAUUUUACGCUGUGGGAACCGUUUUGAGCAACAUGACAAUCCAAGGUAAACUUGGUCACAAUCAUAAUCGACUGGUGUUUCGCGAUUCUGAUUCAGAUGUCGUUCGUUGCCUUGGUGAUCAAUUUCUAACCACUAUAAUUGAUUCGACAAAUCCCAGAGCACGAGAGGCUCUUCGUCAAUGUCUACCAGAACCUCUUCGUGAUGCCACAUUUUCGCAAGUUCUGAAAGAUGACAUAGGUACUAAAAGAUGCUUGGCCGCUCUUCUCGUUAAUCUCUCUGACAACCGGGAAAUAGGAGAACCUGUGUAUCGCCAUGGAUGUAAGAAUGCAUUCGACUCCCACGGGUUCAACGGGAAUACACAAAAUGCGAAUGAUGACACGAACCUCUUUGAUCGUUGUGCUAUCGGUCAAGAUCAUAGUCAGUCGAUCUAUGCCGAGUCCCCAACCGGCCCUGUAAGUCGCAAAGUCACAAUCAGGAAUCUUCUUUGUGACCUCGCAUCGUAG